Messenger RNA from Myotis brandtii (Brandt's bat), 3441 nucleotides. RefSeq names its product thrombospondin 3 (gene THBS3). Gene Ontology annotation, biological process: cell adhesion. NCBI's taxonomy places the organism in Eukaryota, Metazoa, Chordata, Mammalia, Chiroptera, Vespertilionidae. Gene Ontology annotation, cellular component: extracellular region. The transcript has 24 exons. The coding region runs from base 66 to 2936 and encodes 956 amino acids. Gene Ontology annotation, molecular function: heparin binding; calcium ion binding. The record is from RefSeq and is a predicted model, not a curated record.
CCUCCGCCUAGCCUUUUCCCCUCCCAGCCGCCGGCCCGCCAGGGAUAGCGAGCCGGCCGAGCGGCAUGGAGACACAGGAACUUCGGGGGGCCCUGGCUCUUCUGCUCCUUUGCACUCUGGCAUCUGCCGGUCAGGACCUGCAGGUGAUCGACCUGCUGACUGUGGGCGAGUCCCGGCAGAUGGUCGCUGUGGCGGAGAAGAUCCGGACAGCCCUGCUCACUGCUGGGGACAUCUACCUCCUGUCCACCUUCCGCCUGCCUCCUAAACAGGGCGGUGUCCUCUUUGGCCUCUACUCUCGCCAAGACAACACACGAUGGCUGGAGGCCUCUGUUGUGGGCAAGAUAAACAAAGUGCUGGUGCGGUACCAGCGGGAGGAUGGCAAAGUCCAUGCAGUGAACCUACAGCAAGCAGGCCUGGCCGACGGGCGCACACACACAGCUCUCCUGCGACUCCGAGGCCCAUCCCGCCCCAGCCCUGCUCUGCAGCUCUAUGUGGACUGCAAACUAGGCGAUCAGCAUGCUGGUCUCCCAGCCUUGGCCCCCAUUCCUCCAGCGGAGGUCAAUGGGCUGGAGAUUAGGACUGGACAGAAGGCUUACUUGAGGAUGCAGGGCUUCGUGGAAUCUAUGAAGAUGAUUCUAGGCGGGUCCAUGGCCCGGGUCGGAGCCUUGAGUGAGUGUCCGUUCCAGGGGGACGAGUCCAUCCACAGUGCAGUGGCCAGCGCUCUUCACUCCAUCCUAGGGGAGCAAACCAAGGCGCUGGUCACCCAACUCACCCUCUUCAACCAGAUCCUGGUGGAGCUGCGGGAUGAUAUCCGAGACCAGGUGAAGGAAAUGUCCCUGAUCCGAAACACCAUCAUGGAGUGUCAGGUGUGCGGCUUCCAUGAGCAGCGUUCCCACUGCAGCCCCAAUCCCUGCUUCCGAGGCGUGGACUGCAUGGAAGUGUACGAGUACCCUGGCUACCGCUGCGGGCCCUGCCCCCCUGGCCUGCAGGGCAAUGGCACCCACUGCACUGACAUCAAUGAGUGCGCUCAUGCCGACCCUUGUUUCCCGGGCUCAAGCUGCAUCAAUACCAUGCCUGGUUUCCACUGCGAGGCCUGUCCUCAGGGCUACAAAGGCACACGGGUGUCGGGUGUGGGCAUCGACUAUGCCCGAGCCAGCAAACAGGUCUGCAACGAUGUUGAUGAAUGCAAUGAUGGGAACAAUGGUGGCUGUGACCCAAACUCCAUCUGCACCAAUACAGUGGGCUCUUUCAAGUGUGGUCCCUGUCGCCUGGGCUUCCUGGGCAACCAAAGCCAGGGCUGCUUUCCGGCUCGGACCUGCCACAGCCCAGCCCACAGCCCCUGCCACGUCCAUGCGCACUGCCUCUUUGAACGCAAUGGUGCAGUGUCCUGCUCGUGUAACGUGGGCUGGGCCGGGAACGGGAACGUGUGUGGGCCUGACACUGACAUCGAUGGCUACCCAGAUCAGGCGCUGCCCUGCAUGGACAACAACAAGCACUGCAAGCAGGACAACUGCCUUUUGACACCUAACUCUGGGCAGGAAGAUGCUGAUAAUGAUGGCGUGGGGGACCAGUGCGAUGAUGAUGCUGAUGGGGACGGGAUCAAGAACGUUGAGGACAACUGCCGGCUGUUCCCCAACAAGGACCAGCAAAACUCAGAUACAGAUUCAUUUGGUGACGCCUGUGACAACUGCCCCAACGUCCCCAACAAUGACCAGAAGGACACAGAUGGCAAUGGGGAAGGGGAUGCCUGUGACAACGACGUGGAUGGGGAUGGCAUCCCCAAUGGACUGGACAAUUGCCCGAAAGUCCCCAACCCCCUACAGACAGAUAGGGAUGAGGAUGGUGUGGGAGAUGCUUGUGACAGCUGCCCUGAAAUGAGCAAUCCUACCCAGACAGAUGCAGACAGUGACCUGGUGGGGGAUGUCUGUGACACCAAUGAAGACAGCGAUGGAGAUGGACAUCAGGACACCAAAGACAACUGCCCACAGCUACCCAAUAGUUCCCAGCUGGACUCGGACAAUGACGGGCUUGGAGAUGAGUGUGACGGGGACGAUGACAAUGAUGGUGUCCCAGAUUAUGUGCCUCCUGGUCCUGAUAACUGUCGCCUGGUACCCAACCCCAAUCAGAAGGACUCGGAUGGCAAUGGCAUUGGCGAUGUGUGUGAGGAUGACUUUGACAAUGAUGCGGUGGUCGACCCCCUGGAUGUGUGCCCUGAAAGUGCAGAGGUAACACUCACAGAUUUUCGGGCCUAUCAGACCGUCGUCUUGGACCCUGAAGGGGAUGCUCAGAUUGAUCCAAACUGGGUCGUGCUCAACCAGGGCAUGGAAAUCGUUCAGACCAUGAACAGUGACCCUGGCCUGGCAGUUGGAUAUACCGCCUUCAACGGUGUGGACUUUGAAGGCACCUUCCAUGUGAACACGGUGACCGAUGAUGACUACGCAGGCUUCCUCUUCAGCUACCAGGACAGUGGCCGCUUCUACGUGGUCAUGUGGAAGCAGACGGAGCAGACCUACUGGCAGGCCACACCUUUCCGGGCUGUUGCCCAGCCUGGGCUGCAGCUCAAGGCAGUGACAUCAGUGUCUGGCCCAGGUGAGCACCUCCGGAAUGCCUUGUGGCAUACUGGCCACACCCCUGAUCAGGUACGACUGCUGUGGACUGACCCACGAAAUGUGGGCUGGCGCGACAAGACCUCCUACCGCUGGCAGCUGCUGCACCGGCCUCAAGUUGGCUACAUUCGAGUGAAGCUCUAUGAGGGUCCCCAGCUAGUGGCGGAUUCUGGGGUGAUCAUUGACACAUCCAUGCGAGGGGGGCGUCUUGGUGUAUUCUGCUUCUCCCAAGAAAACAUCAUUUGGUCCAAUCUCCAGUACCGAUGCAAUGACACAGUUCCCGAGGACUUUGAGCCAUUCCGGAGGCAGCUGCUCCUUGGAAGAGUGUGAAGAGGAAUUGUGUCCCUAACGCGGAUGUAGCUGCUUCCGUUGGCCGAGACCGCAACCCAGCACCUCCGGCGGAGGCCAGACACCCUAAAUUCCGUGCGCCGCUGUGAACACCUCUCUGGUCCCAGAUAUUUCUGUCCUUUAAUCUAUCUCGGUUCUCCAAAGUGGCGCGACCUCAUACACUUUUACCAUGUGCUUACCUGCUCCAAAUACCACUCUGCUCCCCCAAAAGAUAGCCCACGGUCCCCCCAAUACCAUUCUGUGUCCUACCUAUUAUCUGACUCCUAAAUACAUAACCUGUCGCACCGCCCCCCACUUUUCCGAUGUACUUUCUUACGUGCCUCGCCCACUUUUCCGUGUAUCUCAGGAUCACACCCACUUAGCGCCAUUUCCCGCAGACAUCGCCCCACGCGCCCGAGUCCCCUCCUACGGUCCCCAGCCGCUCCGUCGAUGGCGCAUCGCAUUCCUCCCCUUCUCUGUCCCAGCCUCUGGCUCUCGUCCCCGGGGC